Messenger RNA from Kazachstania africana CBS 2517, 1161 nucleotides. RefSeq names its product putative N(6)-L-threonylcarbamoyladenine synthase (gene QRI7). Gene Ontology annotation, cellular component: mitochondrion. The record is from RefSeq and is a predicted model, not a curated record. The transcript has a single exon. Gene Ontology annotation, biological process: mitochondrial tRNA threonylcarbamoyladenosine modification. Bases 1 to 1161 code for a protein of 386 amino acids. Lineage: Eukaryota; Fungi; Ascomycota; Saccharomycetes; Saccharomycetales; Saccharomycetaceae.
AUGUGGAAAAAUCGUAUAAUCAGUUCUAAUUACCGUCUGAAUAGUAUCUUCUGCCGUCGAUACUACAAUAUACUGGCAAUAGAGACGUCCUGUGAUGAUACUAGUAUAGCUUAUCUCCAGACGGAGAACUCAAUGGGGAGGAGUAAGGUAGUGAAGCACGUGAAAAGCACAUUGGACAGCGUCCAAACUGGAGGCAUUAUACCUACAGAUGCUGUCAGCCACCACCAGGAACAACUUGGAAAACUACUGAGAACACAUUUUAGCAGGGCUCAAAUUCAAAAUACUAAUGUAAUAUGUGUCACAAGGGGCCCAGGCAUGGUCGGAUCUCUUUCUGUUGGCCUAAGCUUUGCAAAAGGAUUGAGUGCAGGAAUUGGAUGCAAAUUAUUAGGAGUUCACCAUAUGCUGGGUCACUUAUUGGUACCUAGGCUCAGUCAGGAGAUAGAAUUUCCGUUCAUUAGUCUGCUGGUUAGCGGAGGUCAUUCUAUUCUAGUUAGUUCAAAAUCUGUGUUAGAACAUGAGAUUCUCUGCGAAAGUAUAGAUAUUGCUGCUGGAGAUGCAUUGGACAAAUGUGGUAGGGAAAUUGGGCUGCGUGGAAAUAUGAUUGGAAAAGAAUUAGAGAGUUUCGUAGGUAACCCUAAUCAGCAUCAACCGAUUCAUUAUUUAUCAAAUCCUCUGACCAAGCACAAUAACUGGAAAACACAGGCCUUUUCAUUUGCGCCAUUUAUUACAAAUGUGAAGAACUUGAUGACUGACGCUAAGAGUGAGGACCUUCCUUUCUUGAAAAGAGUGGCUAAUGAAAUCCAAGAGUCAAUAUUUGAACAUAUAGUUACCAAGAUUGAACAUGUCAUCCAACUGAACCCAGAAAAAUUCAGUAAUAAGAUGAAUUUUGUAUGUUCAGGAGGAGUUAGUUGUAAUAACAGAUUGAGACAAAUGCUACAGGAUCGUUUAGCCUCACAUUUUUCUGCCUUUUAUUUUCCAGAAUCAAUGGAUCUUUGUACUGAUAAUGCCGUUAUGAUAGGACAUGCAGGAAUUGAAGUCAUCGAAUGCUUUAAGAGAGAAAAGAAUAUGAUGAUUGAGAAUGAAAUGGAUAUUUUACCCAUUCGUAAUUGGCCAUUGACUGAUUUAAUCGGACUGUCCGGCUGGAAAUCAACUUGUAAAUAA